UCCCAGUAGAAAGCCUUGUAAAUCUAGAUCUAGAUUCUAGACUGCAAAGACUGCAGGAAAGUUGAGGAAAGGGAGACGUCAACACUACUCAAAGCAGCCUCGUCAACAUGGCAGAUAUAACUAACCUUUUCAAGGCGCAAGUGAAAGCUUUGAAACUUCGUAACAAAUCGAUUGCGGAAACUAAAACAGAUGAUGUACCGACAAACAUAUUAGCUAAGAAGCAUGAGAGUGCUUUUGAGUCCAAAGCUAAAAAUCUGGUGAAGACCAUUACCAAACUUAGAGAUUUUCUGCUGGAGAACAGAAAAAGUUAUGUCAACUCUGGAAGCCUUCUGUCAGCUCAGGGCAGUGGAAUGUCGGAAUCCGAACGUGAUCAAAUUGAUAAUGAUGCGCAGGAGAUAAUAAAGUCUUGUCGAGACACCAUUGUCGUCUUCAGAGUAGAGACUGAUAAACAGAAAGUACACCCACAAGUAAAGGAACAUCGUCAUGCUGUGAUGAUAUUGGUGGAUUCCUACCUUAAAGCCAUCUGUAAAGUCUACAGUGAACAGAAAGCAGUCCGUGUAAAGCGUGUUGUUGACAGGAAAAGAAUCUCAAAGCUUGAGCCGGAGAGAAAGUAUAACCACUUGUCCAGACAACAGUUAAAGAAAAACUUGAAUAUUGAUCAAGAUUCCACAGAGAAGGAAAAUGUUGACCCUUCAGAAAACUCAGGUUCAGAGAUAGCACCAGUGCAAGAAAGAAGGAAGCAGCAGCCAGCACCGUUAUUUGAUGAGGCUCCAUCUUAUAAUGAGGAGGAGGAGAUCAGUCCAGAGGAAGCUCAGCUGUUUGAGCAAGAGAAUAAAGCUUUGUAUGAAGAGAUGAACAGCAUGGCGGAAGAAGUCAAGCACAUAGAGGGGCAAGUUGUAGAAAUUGCAAAACUUCAGGAGAUCUUUACUGAAAAAAUCCUUGAACAGGAUGUUCAAAUGAAUCAGAUUUCAACUACAGUUGUUGGCACAACAGAGAACAUCAAGGAUGCCAAUGAGGAAAUUCGAGAGGCUAUCAAGAAAAAGGCAGAGUUCAGAGUUUGGAUUUUGUUCUUCUUGGUUGUGUGUUCCUUGUCAUUACUAUUUUUGGAUUGGUACAACAACUAGUGCUGUUCUUGUCAUAUUGGAUGUUCAUGUAUAGGAUGUAUUUAAUAACACAUAUUGCCGAAAUUGCCUAAAUGAAUACUAUCUCAAAAAAGGAUAGUGAAGCUCUAUGUUUGAGUUACUGCAAUGAUGAGUUAUUUGUUCUACCAAUAUGAGAUAAAAGGGUAACUUACCAAACUGACUUAUUCUUAUUUUUUCUCUUCAGAUUUUAUGUAGUAGAAAUAAGCUUGGAUAGAGAUAACAGAUCAUUAUGUUGUGCUUUCUGCCUGUUUAGCUCUUAAGCUUAUUGUGAUAACUUAAAAAAAAAAA
This is a messenger RNA of Aplysia californica (California sea hare), 1430 nucleotides long. Its product is annotated as syntaxin-18. Lineage: Eukaryota; Metazoa; Mollusca; Gastropoda; Aplysiida; Aplysiidae. The transcript is spliced from 10 exons. The coding region runs from base 108 to 1124 and encodes 338 amino acids. The record is from RefSeq and is a predicted model, not a curated record. Gene Ontology annotation, biological process: retrograde vesicle-mediated transport, Golgi to endoplasmic reticulum. Gene Ontology annotation, cellular component: SNARE complex; endoplasmic reticulum.